UUAUGGACUUUGUUUUGAAAUAAUACAGUGCUUUGUUUUGUUUUUUACAGAUGGCAGAAGGUUUUUAUGAUUCCACUAUGGAAUAAAAUUGCAAUUUACUGGAAUAAAGCAUUCCUUACAAUAAUAGUACUGCUGAUUGUUUUAUUUCUUGAUGCAAUUAGAGAAGUGAAGAAGUACUCAGCUGCUCAUGCGACUGAGAAGGUUGCAAGUGUCCACCAAAAUGCCUUUGAUCAUAUUCAGAUGAAACUCUUUAGGUCCCAAAGGAACCUUUAUAUCUCAGGAUUCUCACUUUUUCUUUGGCUAGUAUUAAGGCGUACUAUUACCCUAAUCACUCAGUUGGCAAAAGAGAUGGGAAUUCAGGUAGCUCUGGAACUUCAGGUAGCCAACACUAGUGAAGCUGCCAAAAAAUACCUACAGGAGAAUGAAAUACUGCAACAGGCAUUGAAUGAAAAGGGGAAGUAUAAAAGGGAACAGGCACUGGAAGCCUCCAACAAAAAACUGAGGCAAGAAGUUGAGUACCUAACAGAUGAAUUAAAGAGAGCUUCAAAUGCUCUUUCCAAGGCAACCAAUGAAGUGAUUGCUGUUAAAAAGCAGUCUGAAGGCCUUAAGAGGGAAUAUGAUCGUCUUAUGAAAGACCAUGAACGGCUGCAGGACCUUUUAGAUGAAGAUGAGGAGGAGGAUAAGAAAGACCAGUAGACGUGGUUCAGAGAAGACCAUGGAUACAGUUGCCUCCAUGGGAAAGUCAUACUCUUGUCUUUAGCCUCCUCACAUGUAUAAAUAGAAAACAAGAUUAGAUUUUCUUAAAAUCCAAAGCACUGCAGUUCGCUAUUCAUGUUCUACUUACAGCUCUGGUUGCCAAAUAUAUUCUGUGCCGUAGUGAAAAUAUUAAAUGAUCUAGAAGAUAUGCCAGGAAGUCUGUCUUUGCUCUUGUGAGGUAAAAUUAAGCAUUUUAAAUGGGAAAAUUCCUUCUGGAGCAACAACCUGGUGGUUCUCCAUCCUUUUGCCUUGCAACAUGGUAAAAGAUCAUGGACAAUAACACCAAUAGCAUUGCGUGGGUUUACAAGUCACAACAAAGUGUGCAAAUCUGACAACUUCAGCUUCUUUUGCCAGCAACUGUUAGCCUCGUACAGUUCAACUUUAAAAAGUUAAACAUUCUAUCUGCUGUUAUAUUUGUGUCAAGUAUUUGACAAUCAGCAAAAGCGUAAAAUCUAGAUUUCUAAAUCUAUCUCAAACUAGCUUGCGUGCGUGGUUUUGGAUGGGUAUUUUUUGUUUUGAGGGGGUGGGGCUCUUUUGUUUUAUGGGUUUUACAUUUUUCUUUUUAAAUCAGCCACUAAGAGUAACAUGUUUUCAGUAAUGCACUCUGCAUGCAUUAUGAUUACUCCUUUGAGACUACUUUGAAUUUCUUUUUAGUCAUAACUGAAAAUAUUGUUAUGUAUCCUCUGGUUUAUUUAUACAAGUACUGAGGUCUCUUUACUCUGUACCACCUAACUUCUUGCUUUGUAAAUUAUAACUUUAUUUGAAAAAUAUUCUCUUCUGUUUUUUCAUGGCUAAAGUACCUCAAACAAAUGUACACUGUUUUAAAUGGGUUUUUUGCAUUCUAAAAACACUUGCAUUAGCUGGUUGAAAUUUUCUACUAUGAAGUUGAAUAUUGUUAUAUUAAAGGAAUUGUUAAAGCA
Molecule: messenger RNA, 1676 nt
Organism: Alligator sinensis (Chinese alligator)
Lineage: Eukaryota; Metazoa; Chordata; Crocodylia; Alligatoridae
Gene: BCAP29
Product: B cell receptor associated protein 29
Exons: 6
Coding region: 67-696 (209 amino acids)
Biological process (GO): intracellular protein transport; endoplasmic reticulum to Golgi vesicle-mediated transport
Cellular component (GO): endoplasmic reticulum membrane; endoplasmic reticulum
Source: RefSeq, a predicted model, not a curated record